AAUAUAAAUUCAGGUACUAGUGUUGUUCACUGGUUGAGCAGGUGCCUAUAUGCCUGAUGGCUGAAAUGCAGUGACCUGGGCUCGAGUCCCCUUCCCUGGCUCUCUCUCUCCCUGUCAAAAAAGGCAAAAAGCCCCCAAAUAAAUAUUUAAAAAGAGUAUAAAUGCAGUGCACAGGAGUAAAAAAUUGGAUUGUGAGAGUGUGCUUCAAGGUAAAUUAAAGGAUUAGAGAGCAAGCAAAGUGAAGGUAAUGGUGGGAAGGUGAUAAAUGAAAACAAUCACUAUCUAAACGUCAACACUUUGAAAGGGAGGUGUUUUCUUAAGUUGCAGUGCAUUUGACCUCUCAGGUCUACUAUAGAUAGGCCUUAGAGUUUAAGAAUUGGUGCCCUGCAUUACAGAUAUGCUGUUGGCUAAACGUACCAGAGAAAGCAAAACAGAAAUGACAAAGACGUGUUUAUUAUAUUCAGGGACAAGCAGAACUUGACAUAGGCAGACUAAAAAAAAAAACAAUUUUUCUCUUAUUUUGCAUAUUCAGUCAUAGGGAAUGAUACUUUCCUGGUUAUACGUAUGCAUAUUUUGGAAGAUUUUCUUUUUGUUUUGUCACUGUGGUGGUAUUGCCUAAAUACUCUACAACUUCCAGAAGUGCUUUGCUUUGGUCUUUAAGUUCUGAUGAAUGCACACAUUGGUUAAGCAUCACCAUGUCAGACACUCCCUUCUGUCUGUCCUCUUCUGCUCAUCUAAUUUACAGUCGUAGGGGGCUGAAGCCAACCCUGGUUGUCACAGGGUGAAAGGAAGGGUAAGCCAUAGACAAAUCAAGUCUGUCACCAAGCCAACACAUAGAGUUGAUGAUUUGGUCUUACUCUUAUAUGUAUUUUUGAUUAACCUAAAAUCAUGAAUGUCUUUGGAAGCCACACAGCCUAAAUCUGAACCCAGGAUCUUUUUGUUUUGAGGGGGUGCUAACCACCACCCAUGAGCAUGCUAGCUUCCCAAUAAACUGUGUUUAAUACAAAAAUCAUAUAAGAACUUCAUUUAAAAACUGAAUAAAGGUGUUGUUGGAUGAGAUGGUAAAGACAUUAAACACUUAAUUGUACCUGCUAAAAUGUUCCACCUUCCUAUCUAUAAGAUCUGAGCUCAUCCUGUUUAUUUUGUCUUUAUCAGGAGAAGGGCCUGUUUAGUGGACUCCUCAAAAAGAUGCCUAAAGCAUCAGCAGGAAGAACUGAUUCACUGGACAGAGAAGCUCAGAAAGAGCUGUUGGCCAGCAAUGAUGACUUGUCUGACAAUAACAUCACCAAGGAGUUGGAGGUAAAUACUGAGGCUCAGUUAUCUGCCAGCUGUGAGAAUGUGAACGACACAACCGUCACAAAGCAGAAAAAAGGAGGCCUGGCUAAAAUUUUAAAAAGAUCCGGCAGCAUUGACAACCUGUUGGAUGAGGGGGAAAAACAUUUCAGUGAGAUGUUCAAGAGAGCUCCAAAACCAGCAGAUGAGGAAACAAACGCAGAUGAAGAACAGAAAUUAUCAACCAGCGAUGAAAACCUGUCAGAAGCAAACACAGCAACGGAAAAAACAGGAGGAUUGGCAGGAUUCUUCAAAAAGUCUCCCAAACCAGCUCCACGCUCUGUCGCUACUCAGGAUCCCCUCUCGAGGCAGCUGUCAGCCAGCUGUGACAGCCUCACAGAUGCAGGAAAGGAGGCGGCUUUGGCAAACAGUCAGCUGUCUGCCAGUAAUGACAAUCUUUUAGAAGCUUCAAGCACCCCAAAGGAGAAAAAAGUCGUGUUCUCUGGGAUCACUGGGAUGUUCAGAAGGACGCCUAAAACUGAGGAGGAACAGGAAGAUGAGGACAUGGAGGCUCCAGCAGGAGGCGGGCUUAGACGCAAGAAGACCAUCAAAAAGAAAAGACGAGUUGUGUCAUUCCGAGUUAAGAAAACUCUUCCUAAAAUUCCCAAACUUGGCCUGGCUUCUCAGACUUCAGAUGAAAUGCCUUGCAUUGAGGAAACUCUUGAGUUGCAGGAGAUGAGCCCAGCACAGUUUGAUUUGUUGACAACUUUAAGGCUUGAAUUUAGCAGUAAAUCGAGUAUUAAUAAUAAUAAUUACAACUUUAUUUGUCAGAUUGACGAGCAUAAUGUUUCUGUUUGUGUCUGUUUCUGCAGGGCGAUGGAGCAGGCAGCUGACCGCGUCUACAUGGCAGCCCGUCUUUUUGUGCGUCUUUUCAACCAGCGCGGGGCGUCCUUACAGCAUCGCAUCCUGGAGCUUUUGGCUAUGGCGGACGCCGCGGAUGAGUUCCAUAAGAAGACGGUGUCGGCCGCUGUGGGCGGAGGCGUGGCCAGCGUCGCGGGUAGCGUCACCACAAUCACAGGCCUCAUUCUGGCGCCUUUCACUUUUGGCGCCUCUAUUAUUGUGACAGCAGUGGGGAUCGGUGUGGCGACGGCAGGCAGCAUCACGUCAGCGACGGCUAAAAUCACAGAUACGGUCCACUCCAGCAUGGACCGUAAGAAGAUGGAGAAAAUGAUCCAGGGCUACCAGGAGGAGAUCAAAGUUAUCAGAGAGUGCAUGGAGUUUGUGCAGAUUGGUCUUGACACCCUGCAGGAGUGGGAUUUUGAAAAAUACGCUCAAAGUGCUGCCAAAAAAGCUAUGAACCACAACAUUAAACACGUGAUGAAAGAGGGAGGCCGCGCGGGAAAAGCCCUGAUGAUCAACACCAACCAGGUCGUCAGCACCGUGCAGGUUUUAGGUAGGGCAGGCGGCAUAGCCAAGGCCGCUCAGGCCAUCAGCGUCACCACAGGCGUCAUGUCGGCACUCUUUUUGGCUUUGGAUGUUUUCUUCCUCGCUAAAGACUCUCAUGAGCUUCGCAAGGGUGCCAAAACCAAAUUUGCCACUAAGAUCAGAGAGGUAUGUAAGGACCUUCAAGAUGGCCUCCUGGAGCUCAACAGGGUGAAGACGCAGCUGCAGAAGACGAUGGACGGCAUUGAGGUGGAGGAGUUUGAGGAGGUUGAGGAGGUGGAAGUAGAGGUUGAGGACGACUUGGUGUCUGAUCCAAAGAAGCUGGCUGAGCUGGAGCAGGAGUUGGACCUCCUGGAGGAGAAAGUGGACAAGAAGGUCGUAGAGGUUGAGAAGAAGGGUAAAGAAAUGGAGAAGGAAAAUUCAAAAAUUAAAAAGGUGAAGAAAGAGGAGAAGAGCAUAAAAGAGAAAGAUGAGAAGGAGAAAAAGGAG
Neolamprologus brichardi is the source of this 3204-nucleotide messenger RNA. NCBI's taxonomy places the organism in Eukaryota, Metazoa, Chordata, Actinopteri, Cichliformes, Cichlidae. The record is from RefSeq and is a predicted model, not a curated record.